This is a messenger RNA of Seriola dumerili (greater amberjack), 4821 nucleotides long. RefSeq names its product FERM, ARH/RhoGEF and pleckstrin domain protein 2 (gene farp2). Bases 121 to 3315 code for a protein of 1064 amino acids. Gene Ontology annotation, cellular component: cytoskeleton. Gene Ontology annotation, molecular function: cytoskeletal protein binding; guanyl-nucleotide exchange factor activity. NCBI's taxonomy places the organism in Eukaryota, Metazoa, Chordata, Actinopteri, Carangiformes, Carangidae. The record is from RefSeq and is a predicted model, not a curated record. The transcript has 27 exons.
CGACGACGACGACCAUGGACUGGAGUAGUGUCCUUUUCUUUUCGGUGUUGCAAACUUUUACCAUUUAGUUUCCACACGGACAAAACGGAGUGAGGUGGGGAGGAGCUGCUCUGAGCAGUAAUGGGGGAGAUAGAGGGUUCAUACCGGGUCCUGCAGACCCCUGGCACAAGGCUGGGAGCCCAGUUCAAUGCUGGUAUCAGCACGUUGGAGCCGGGCCAGAGCCUCAGUGGCAACAUGGUCAGCGGGAGCAAAAGCCAUGGGCGAGGACUACAAAUCCGUGUGCAAGGGUUGGACGACUCCCAGGAGUUCUUUGACAUAGACCCAAAAGCUCUUGGACAGGCUCUCCUCUCUGAGGUUUUCCACAGAGGCAACCUCAUAGAGAGUGAUUACUUUGGCCUCGAGUUUCAGAACAUGCAGAUGAACUGGGUUUGGCUGGAACCCACAAAACCUGUUGUGAGACAAGUCAGAAGACCACCAAAUACCUUAUUUAGACUGUCAGUGAAAUUCUUCCCCCCAGACCCGGGUCAGCUGCAGGAGGAGUACACGAGGUACUUAUUCUCCCUGCAGAUGAAGAGAGAUCUGAUGGAGAGCAGGUUGAUCUGCACGGAAAAUACCGGAGCCCUGCUGGCCUCUCACCUUGUCCAGUCGGAGAUCGGCGACUACGACGACGUAGCGGACAGGGACUACCUGAGGGUGAACAAGCUGUUGCCUUAUCAAGACAAGGUGCAAGAGAGGAUCAUGGAGCUCCACUGCAGGCACCUGGGUCAGACUCCAGCUGAGUCGGAUUUCCAAAUCCUGGAGAUUGCCCGCAAACUGGAGAUGUACGGCGUCCGCUUCCACCCGGCGGCCGACCGGGAAGGCACCAAGAUCAAUCUGGCUGUAGCUCAUAUGGGCCUUCAGGUUUUUCAGGGCACCACAAAAAUAAAUACCUUCAACUGGUCCAAGAUUCGCAAACUGAGCUUCAAAAGAAAACGGUUCCUGAUCAAGCUCCACCCAGAGGUUCAUGGGCCCCAUCAGGACACUCUGGAGUUUAUGAUGGCCAGUCGAGACCAGUGUAAAAUCUUUUGGAAGAUCUGUGUGGAAUAUCACUCAUUUUUCCGUUUGUUUGACCAACCCCUCCCCAAGUCCAAAGCUAUCCUCUUCACUAGAGGCUCGUCCUUCAGAUACAGUGGAAGGACCCAGAAGCAACUUGUGGAGUACGUCAGGGAAAACGGUGCAAAGAGAACGCCAUACCAGAGGAGGAACAGUAAAAUACGAAUGUCUGCUCGCUCCCUAGCAACAGAUGUGCCAAAACAGAGCUUGUCAUUCAAUGACAGUCUCAGGGCCCCAGGCUCCCCUUCUUCCGCUACAGUGUCCUUCCACCCGGCGCACAUCUCUAGUGUCCUCCCACGAACAGAGCUCCAACCUCAGCCCCAGCCUUUGACCGCACUGAGCCACUCUCCAGCGCCUCCCCAGCAGCAUCAGCAGCAGCAGCAGCAGCAGCAGCUUCAGUCCCCUCUUCAAGCUACCAGACCCCCCAGCCCACCGACGGAAGAACCUCUCAAGGCCGCUUCCCCAUCCCACUUCGCUUUUCAAGAUUCAGUGGUGGACAGCCCUCAGCUCUCACCCUUCAACACCAAAGGGCCCCUCUGCCUGUCGCCCUCCUUCCAGAUGUCGACCCUCAGCCUGCCGGGCCAGGCGCCGUCUCCCCUGCAAAGCCCCAUCCUGAGCGAGGUGGGCAGCAAUGCCAGGCUAGAGGAGGAGGAGGAGGGCAGGAGGAAGAGAUAUCCGACCGACAAGGCCUACUUCAUUGCCAAAGAGAUUCUGACCACAGAGCGAACGUACCUGAAAGACCUGGAGGUCAUCACUGUGUGGUUCCGCAGCGCCGUGAUCAAAGAAAACGCCAUGCCCGAGGGCCUGAUGACCCUCCUCUUCUCCAACAUCGACCCCAUCUACGAGUUCCACCGAGGCUUCCUCAAGGAGUUGGACCAGAGGCUGGCUCUCUGGGAGGGACGCUCCAAUGCUCACGUCAAAGGCGACUACCAGAGGAUUGGCGAUGUGAUGCUGAGGAACAUGUGCGCUCUGAAGGAGUUCACCAGCUACCUGCAGAAGCACGACGAGGUUCUGACGGAGUUGGAGAAAGCCACCAAGAGGCUGAAGAAGCUGGAGACGGUCUACAAAGAGUUUGAGCUGCAGAAGGUCUGCUACCUGCCGCUCAACACGUUCCUGCUCAAACCCAUCCAGCGCCUCAUGCACUACAAACUCAUCCUGGAGAGACUAUGCAAGCAUUACUCCCCUGCGCACCGUGACCACGACGACUGUAAGGAGGCUCUGAAGGAAGUGGCGGAGAUAGCCACUCAGCUGCAGAGCAGUCUGAUCCGGCUGGAGAAUUUCCAGAAGCUGACAGAGCUGCAGAGAGACCUGAUCGGUAUAGAGAACUUGACAGCACCAGGCAGGGAGUUCAUACGAGAGGGCUGUCUGUACAAACUCACCAAGAAGGGGCUGCAGCAAAGGAUGUUUUUCCUGUUCUCAGACAUGCUCCUCUACACAAGUAAAGGUGUGACGGCAACCAAUCAGUUCAAAGUGCACGGCCAGCUGCCACUUCACGGCAUGAUAGUGGAGGAAAGUGAAAACGAGUGGUCAGUCCCUCACUGCUUCACCAUCUACUCUGCUCAGAGAACCAUCGUGGUGGCUGCCAGCUCUAAGGUGGAGAUGGGGAAGUGGAUUGAGGAUCUCAACCUGGCUAUCGACAUGGCCAAGAAGUCUCAAGAAAAAUCCAGCAUCUUCCUCGAUGCUGGACUCAGCGACCGCUCCAACCGAUCGUCUGACGAGGUUUCUCUGGAGCAGGAGUCGGAGGAUGACAUGAACUCCUCCCGGACGUCACUGGACAAGCAGACGCACCACCGUGCCAACACAACCAUGCAUGUGUGCUGGCACCGCAACACCAGUGUGUCUAUGUCCGAUCACAGCCUGGCUGUGGAGAACCAGCUCUCAGGUUACCUCCUGAGGAAGUUCAAGAACAGCAACGGCUGGCAGAAACUCUGGGUCGUUUUCACCAACUUCUGCUUGUUCUUCUACAAGACUCACCAGGACGACUUCCCGCUGGCCAGUCUCCCCCUGCUCGGCUACACAGUCAGCACCCCCGAGGAGUCUGACAGCAUUCACAAGGAGUACGUCUUCAAACUGCAGUUCAAGUCCCACGUUUACUUUUUCCGGGCAGAGAGCGAGUACACCUUCGAAAGAUGGAUGGAGGUGAUCAAGAGUGCAGCCAGCACCACGGGCCGGAUGAGCCUGCUCAUACCUAAAGGAGGUCCUAUGGAGAUGAACGGAAAGUAAAUCAAACAUCGUGUGUCUGGAGGCUGGGCCUCUGGGACAGCAGAUAAACUCAAGUCGGUCUCUUCAGGCUCGGAGUCGAUCUACAGUGAAAUGAACAUGUGGACAUUAACAAGUGGAGACUGGAAAGAUACUGCCAGUUUUGAAGUGUUAACAUUUCUCUAAUGGUCUGUGCGUUUUUCUUGAUUAAUGAUGUAAAUGAUAACAUUUGCUCCAGUACACAGGAUAUAAUGAAAGGGAGACCUGUACAUUAUGAUCUGUUUUUUGGGUUUUUUUUGUUUGUUUGUUUGUUUUUUUGCAUGUGUAGCGCUGGUCAUAUAGACCGAAAUCACGGGGGAAUACUGUUUUUUUUUAAGGGACCAAAUUCAACACAGACGGCUGAAAAUCGGGCUUUUUCUCUUGAGCACAUGUCGAGUGAAGCUUUGUUGGGUACAGCACUGUGCGCCGGGAAACAGGUGAUAUACAGUAUGUGGAAAAUGAAGGAACGGGAUAGUGUGUGCUCUCUUCAUUUUACUUUGGGAGAGCCAGAAGGGUCUGUAUGUGUGUGAGAGAGGGAGAGAGAGGGAUGGAGGCGAGCAGAAAGUUAAUGAAACGUCGAAACAAGUUUGAGACUAGAAGCCGUUGACACAUGGGAAGUUUUGAGGAAUUCAUGCUGCUGUAUGGACGAAGACACGCACGCGAUUCGGCAUCAGACGUUGUUACACGUCAGUGAACGUUUCACAGGGUUUUAAGCAUCAACCUGUAUGAACUUUAGUGUGAGCAGUUUUUAUUUCUAAAACUCUGAGGCCAGUCCACUAAGUUAACAGAAGGAGGCGAAAGAUAUUUCAAGUGCUGCUCUGCUUAAUACUCCUGAUUAGUUAGGCAGCAUUAUUGCCAGUUUGGUGACACCUUAUACUAUUAAAUGUAAUCUUUUAUCCUGUUAUUGUUCAUAGGGAUAACAACUCGAGGAAAUACUGUGCAGUGGUUACUUUAGUGUUUACUCUGUGGAAAAGUUGCAGAUUUUUCUUUUUAAAACAAACCAGAAGAACAUAUUUUGAAGUAACUGUACUUGGUGAUUAUGUCUUUGUGUGACAGGCUGUUUAGACAAAUGGGAGCUGACUUAUGGGAGACACCUAUGACACUUCCUGUCAGUUAUUUAGUGCGCUACACGCAAACAUGGUAUUAUUUGGUGUAUAUUUUUUAUGAAGACUGGAACCUUUACUCUGUGUAUGUGUGUGUGCACGUUUGUACAGUAUGUGUGUGUGUGUGUGUGUGUGUGUGUGUGCGCAAUAAAGCCAAGUGUGUAGUCCUACUUGUACACCUCCCCUGCCUCUGGAGCUGUAUCAGACGGUGAUGAUAGAGGUCAUCUUCCAACCAUCUGACAUCCUGUGUGUGUGUGUGUAAGAGACCGACUCUGUCGCACAGUUAACAUUGAGUAUGUUACUCCUAUUUAUUGUUUAGCAUGUGAUCAGGGCCAUGCUCCUGAAUGCCCUCAUGUAGUCUUCAUGUUAUUCCAUUGAACACCUAACA